AUGGAAGUUUCCCUAAACCACCCAGCAUCUAAUACAACCAGCACAAAGAACAACUCAGCAUUUUUUUACUUUGAGUCCUGUCAACCCCCUUCUCCAGCUUUAUUCCUAUUACUUAUAGCCUAUACUGUGGUCUUAAUUGGGGGCCUUUUUGGAAACCUCUCUCUCAUCAUCAUCAUCUUUAAGAAGCACAGAAAAGCUCAGAAUUUCACCAGCAUACUGAUUGUCAAUCUCUCCCUCUCUGAUAUCUUGGUGUGUGUCAUGUGCAUCCCUUUUACUAUCAUCUACACUCUGAUGGACCACUGGAUAUUUGGGGAUACCAUGUGCAAACUCACAUCCUAUGUGCAGAGUGUCUCAAUCUCUGUGUCCAUAUUCUCACUUGUACUCAUUGCUGUCGAAAGAUAUCAGCUAAUUGUGAACCCCCGUGGCUGGAAGCCCAGUGUGACUCAUGCCUACUGGAGCAUCACACUGAUUUGGCUGUUUUCCCUUCUGCUGUCUAUUCCCUUCUUCCUGUCCUACCACCUCACUGAUGAGCCCUUCCGCAAUCUCUCUCUCCCCACUGACCUCUACACCCACCAGGUGGCCUGUGUGGAGAACUGGCCCUCCAGAAAGGACCGGCUGCUCUUUACCACCUCCCUUUUUCUGCUGCAGUAUUUUGUUCCUCUAGCCUUCAUCCUCAUCUGCUACUUGAAGAUUGUUAUCUGCCUGCGCAGGAGAAAUGCGAAGAUAGACAAGAGGAGGGAAAAUGAGAGCCGGCUCAAUGAGAACAAGAGGAUCAACACAAUGUUGAUUUCCAUUGUGGUGACCUUUGGAGCCUGCUGGCUGCCCCUGAUAUCUUCAAUGUCAUCUUUGAUUGGUAUCAUGAGGUGCUGA
This is a messenger RNA of Piliocolobus tephrosceles (Ugandan red Colobus), 870 nucleotides long. RefSeq names its product putative neuropeptide Y receptor type 6. The record is from RefSeq and is a predicted model, not a curated record. Gene Ontology annotation, cellular component: plasma membrane; neuron projection. Gene Ontology annotation, biological process: G protein-coupled receptor signaling pathway. NCBI's taxonomy places the organism in Eukaryota, Metazoa, Chordata, Mammalia, Primates, Cercopithecidae. Gene Ontology annotation, molecular function: neuropeptide binding; neuropeptide Y receptor activity.